CGCCAAUUUAUUACAGGGCGAGCAAUUCUAUUGUUACUUUUUUCUGCGCAACGAAUGAGGGCAACUCGAUCCCGAUCCCAGGGGCUCGGCGGCCAAUUGAUGGUUGGUGUCGCUUACUUUUGGCGCCUGUCCGCGAGGCAGAUUUGUCGCUCCGCCUUUGAGCAGCCUUGCUUUUUAUACAUGCAUCCAUGCCCAACUCUGGCUCUGUACUGUACAGUAUUCAGGCAGCCGAGCAACUCUACUCUGUUCUCGGAAAUGUACGGGUUUGGCCUACCCCCGAGUCACUCAACUCUGGUCGAAUCGAAUCGCAAAACAUUUCAGGCGCCGACAGCCUGACUUGUUUUCCCUCGUCGUGUAUAAGACAUCUGUUGGAAGCUUGCAACUCUAUGCGCGAGUCCACAUGGUUCUACAUCAUGAAAAAAAAAGGGUUCAAUUGACCAGCCUCAUCCACUAACAACGCCUUCCUCGGACUUGUGCCCUUUCACUGCUGUCUGUCUGUUCGAAGCUUUGUGCUGUUCUGAACGGUCAAUAAAAUGUCGGUCCGUCAGUGCACUUCGACAACCAAGCGCAUUGGCGAUCCCAACACCCCAAUCAAUUUAACUGGCGCCCGGCUACCUUUUUUCAAAAGCUGGGGCAGGUCCUUGCCAUGUUGGACAAUGAUUACUACUGCAUUCCUCCUGAUGGUGGAUCAGAGGGAUGCUGUUGGCGGUAAAAAUGUCACUAUGACGAUUUUCAUAAUUGCGGCGGCGGUAUUCCAUCUGCUCCAUAUCGGGACGCUCCUACGCAGCGUCUUUCUGUUUCAACCGGAGAAUUUGCGGGCAUUAUCUGCUUCACUGGUACCAAUGCUGGUCGUGGUUCUUGAUCUGGCCGUGCUCACUGUUCCAGAGCUGCACCAGGGACACCGUCGGACCAUGGCGAUGGAGGAAUCAAAGGCCCUGACUCUCUCCACUCAACCACUACAAACAAAACCCGAUUUUCUCCUUGGAACUUCACCAUUGGUCUUCGGGAUGGCAGGACCAUUGUCCCGUUGUUCCACCUACUCUAGCAGUCUGGAGUCCAUCAGCCUUGAUGAGUGUACUCUGUCCAGGGCCCGGACAGAAUGGGACUUUGAAACCAGGUCCUUUUUCCAGUACCAAAACAGCAUCAGUGCCGAUGAUGAAACGGAGCCUCAUCGCCCAGCCUGGGCGUGCUUGAUUGGAAGUCUCACCGAGACCACGGCCAAUACUCCUUCUGGGACCGAAACGGACAGAGCCGGGCCGUUGAGGAUUGAUUUGGACUCUUGGGACCAGUGGAACUCCGACUUGGCGAGUAUCUGGUGA
This is a messenger RNA of Pyricularia grisea, 1319 nucleotides long. RefSeq lists its product as uncharacterized. The record is from RefSeq and is a predicted model, not a curated record. Lineage: Eukaryota; Fungi; Ascomycota; Sordariomycetes; Magnaporthales; Pyriculariaceae. The transcript has 3 exons. Bases 534 to 1319 code for a protein of 261 amino acids.